This is a messenger RNA of Rubroshorea leprosula, 680 nucleotides long. The record is from the annotation of a GenBank genome assembly. Lineage: Eukaryota; Viridiplantae; Streptophyta; Magnoliopsida; Malvales; Dipterocarpaceae.
CUGAAAAUCGCAAGGAAAAGGCCUCAGAUUCUUCGGCCAAAAAACACAGGUUGGUCUCUUCCCCUCGAUGCUGAAAACCCAUCCUUCUGGUCAGCCCUGCAGCAGAUCGGUAGGUAGCGCUUUCUAUGGUGGUGCCCUCCCUUGCUCUAACUCGCAUCCUGAGCGAUGAUAUCGAGUAUAUGUAUUUAAGAAUCUUCACCCUAUAAGCACAGGUCGAUCUCUUCCCCUCGACGCUGAAAACCCAUCCUUUUGGUCCGCCCCGCAGCGGAUCGGCUGAUAGGGCUUUCUAUGGUGGUGUCCUUGUUCUACCUCUCAUCCCGUAAGUCAAGAUUUCAGCAACUAUUUAUGUUAUUGUUUCUUACGUUAUAUAUACUUUGCAGUUGCACAAAUGGAGACCCAAUCCCAAACCCAAUUUCCAUAGAUCCGGUAUUUUUAUUAGACUGUUUGUUAUUAUCAACACCCUUUCCCUCAAAACCAUGAGUAGUUAUAGCUCGCUAAUCAGCGCCAUGUCUUUUCUUUUUCUUCUUCUUCUUCUUUAAUAAGAAAUUUUGACUGUAAUUCUGUAGCUCAAAGUUGAACCACUUUUUGACUCUGUUUGGGUGAAUCGUUCUUCAUGGGGGUAAAGUGGCGAUCUUGUUAGCUGGAAAAAACACGAAAACAAAUACAUUCAUGUUCCAGCU